GUGUGAGCACUUGUACUUCAGCAUGGUUACCAAUGUCCAGUGCUUUAUCGUAUAUUACAUGUAGGUAGAUUAGCCACGGUGUCAGUGGGUGGGAACCACGAGGAAGUAAACACCGUACCCAUACAGUGCGCACAAGCAGUUAAUUUCGAAGUAACCCCACUUAGUUUCUGGAGUUCUUACUCGGCCUGCCGCGUGAGUUGCUGGGAGCUGAAAAGCAUAUCUUCUUUUGAAAAUGAAUUUCCUCACAACUUUCCUCAUUGUUGCUGUGGCUUUAAUGCCCGUUGCUUAUGGCUUGUCGUCGAAAAUUUGGAGCAAAGAGACUACGUUUCAGAAGUUGAGCUCAGCUGGCAAGACUCGGGUCGGCCUGUAUGGCUUCAGCUUUGAGGACUGUGGUGGCUCUUCGGACCCCCUGCAUGGCAAUGUCAGUCUCUCCCCAAACGACCCUGUCACCCUGCCCGGUAAGCUCACGGUGUCUUUCAAUGCCUCAUUCGGCGUGGACGUGAAGUCGCCACUGAAGGUUGUUCUUGAACUCAAGAAAAAGGAGCUUAUUUGGAUAGAUUUGCCUUGCGUGGACGGAAUUGGAUCCUGCACAUACGAUGAUUUCUGCAAGAUGCUCCCCCCCGAGCCGGCCUCUGGCUGCCCACCCCCGCUGAAGGAAAAGGGUCUUCCAUGCCGAUGUCCCGUCAAGGCGGGCAAGUACUCCCUGCCCCCUGCAGUGUUUACCAUCCCCACCAUUCCAAAAGUCCCAGAAUUCCUGGCCGAUGGAGACUACAAAGCCAACGUCAAGGCUUACUAUGGCAGCAAAGAACUGGGCUGCAUCAAUCUGACCUUCUCACUCAAGCUGAAUGAAUAGAUCAGCCUUCACCCUUUGUCACGAGAUGAGUAAAAAGAUGUGCUUUCAGGAAUGACAGCUUUUGCACAACAGGAAGAUCAUUCUCUCUCCAGCAUUCUUAAAGAAUACCAAUGAUAGCAAAGGUUGAGAAUUCCACAUCAAAAAUGGUGUUGUGUGAAUACUUGUCCUUAAAGUAGAAAAAGGACCACCAAUGUACUACUUUCAGUAUAAAUUUUAACCUGCAAUUCAAAUUUUUCCCUAAUAUGCUUACACUUUACUGAUUAUAAAGAUUGAUGAGUUUGGUAACAGAAUAAUGCUACUUGAAUAAAACAGCAUCAUUCAACAAACUAUGACUAUCAACCCAUUAACAUUCACAACUAGCAAAGUAAUUCUUUUUUUUUAUAUUGAAAAUAGAACUUCACAUUGGUGCUAAAUGUCGAACAUAAGUGGUCCUUAUGCUAUUUCACUGAUAGAAGUAUUCACACGGCUCCACCUAUGUAUGUCAGAACGCUUUGUUCUGUUAAUGUGAAAUUGUCCUGAUGCAAAAAAAAAUUUUGCCUGAGUUGUCCAAAAUGUAACAUCCAGAUUUUUCUGUGCUGUGCUUGUGCAGCUGAAAUAACUUCCGGGUCCAUGUCAACCCCCCCCCCAACUCAGUCUCAGAGGCUUGAAAAAGCAACAGUGCAGUUAGAAAUGACUCACAAAUCCUGAGAAAAUGACCACCAAGGUCCAGCAUUCGUAAAGUCUCACUUAAAGGACAGUGGUCGUGGUGUCACGUCAAUUUCAAAAGGCAGUAUCUUUGGCCAAAUAUAAUACCAUGCCUUGGAAAAGUGCAACAUGGAAUACAUGUACCACUGUUGGCAAGUGGUUAAGUCUUACACAAUACGCUUUUACAAAUAUUACAAAUAAUAUGUGAUUUGCUAAGUAGCUCAAUGAAGUCGAAUGCAGGCCUUUUGCCGUCAAUUUCCACAAAGUUACUUUGAAACUGAUCAGUAAAGCAGUAGAUUUAAUUUUCAUCAUAACUUCAUCUGUCAAGGAUCAAAGAACAAUCCAGAAAUUGCUUGUUUCAUAUGUAUGCAACUUUACCAUUGGCCUGUUGGCCAUGUUUGCAGAUGAAAAACUCCAGCAGUUUAUAUAUAUAUGACAGUCAUGCAUGGAAUGGUUGCUUUGGCAGUACAUCAGUUCAGUUUAUUGCAUCUUGGAGGUUUACUUUCCAAAUCUUCUUAUGUGUAAGAGUCUGAUUGUUCAAAAAGAAGUUCAGGAAAUCCCAAGUAUUUUUCCAGUAUACUUGUAACUGUUUGUGUAUUUUUAUAUAUUGGAAUUUAUUGACUGUCAUAAAAUAAUCUUCUUAAGUGAAAUGUCUACUGGAAUAGAUUCUGUGAAGAUAAAAUUGCAAUACAGCGAAUCCUGAACAUAUGUAAAUGCUGCAAUCUGAAGUACAGUAUGUACAUGUAGUUAAACAUGCUUGUAGACAAGGAUGUUGGUUGGAGUCCACCAAAAGUAGAAGUUUGAAAGGGGCUUUGAUAUACCCCCCCCCCUGAAUGCUUCCUUGAUUGCAGUAGGGAUUUCUAAUCAUGUUAGAUAUUCAAAUGAAAUUGCAUUGCAAACCUAUACUCCUUUUUUUCAUAAAUAUAUAAUUUAAGGUUGAAUUAAGAAAGUCAAAGGUAUUGGUUUGAAGCCUGGACUUGUGAAAUCCCUGUCAUAGCUCUUCUGAACUGUAAGGUCCAGUGUUUUGUUGGGUAUUCCCGUUAUCAGUGAUGACAGUGGCUUUGACACAAAGGCAAUUUGACAAGGAUUAUUUAUCUUAUUGCUGACUGCAUGUCAGGGUUGGUAAUUUGAUUGUACCCAAAAAUCUCAGAAAAAUGAAGUGCGUUAUUUCAGCCACGUGACCACAGAUCAUGGACGUGCACAUCUACCUCAAAGCCUGUGGAAAAACUAUUCAAAUUUAUCUUUUUAAAAUGGUUAGGAAAAACUUUGUGGUUAGGCCUCUGAAUAAGAAUGAGAUUGAUUCAGUCAUGCUGGCAAAAGCUGUUAAUCACUUGUCCGAAUGACUGUUACAGUUUAUCAUUCAAUAUGAAGCAACCAAAGCAACUUUUUAUACUACAGGUAUGCUGAAAUACUAAGUUUGUUAGACUAGUGAAAGGCAAAUUCCGGUAUCUGACUUUUAAUGAAUGGGUUUUACUUUCUACUGGUUACAGGUGUGAGCCUGUAAUGCAAAAUUAUGCAGUGUAAAGACAUUCCCAAAUAAAAAGGGCAAUUUUUUUUCUGCAGGUUGUUCAUAAUGCUUGUCAACAUUUUUCAUUUAUAAUGAGAUUUCUAUUGUUUUCUAUCGUAUGCAUAGUGCUUAUUGUUUCAAAUAAGUACUAAUUAAAAUAAAUAAUGUGUGGUUUGGGACCAUUUUCAGCCAAAAAAUUCCACACUAAAUGUAAUUAUUGAAUAUGAAAUAUAUCAAGUGACAGGAUAUGCAUGUGCCUUGUUUCGAUCAAAAUGUGGAAAUAAUUGAGUUGACACUAAAAAAUAUUAAAUAAUUUUGUUUUGUUGGCAAACUGAUAAUUUUGUACAAAUUGUCCUUUAUCAACAAAUUAGAUAAAAAAAAAAGUCUGCAUGUGCGUUGUUUUACUUGGAAACUGUAACCAGAUACAAUACUGAAGCCAAUGGUUGAAGCAUUAAAGGUUGCAUUACACCAGGAGAAGAGAA
Molecule: messenger RNA, 3526 nt
Organism: Acanthaster planci (crown-of-thorns starfish)
Lineage: Eukaryota; Metazoa; Echinodermata; Asteroidea; Valvatida; Acanthasteridae
Product: ganglioside GM2 activator-like
Biological process (GO): lipid transport; ganglioside catabolic process
Cellular component (GO): cytoplasmic side of plasma membrane
Molecular function (GO): lipid carrier activity; enzyme activator activity
Source: RefSeq, a predicted model, not a curated record